Messenger RNA from Tigriopus californicus, 855 nucleotides. Its product is annotated as chitin disaccharide deacetylase-like. NCBI's taxonomy places the organism in Eukaryota, Metazoa, Arthropoda, Copepoda, Harpacticoida, Harpacticidae. Gene Ontology annotation, cellular component: membrane. The record is from RefSeq and is a predicted model, not a curated record. The transcript has a single exon. Bases 1 to 855 code for a protein of 284 amino acids. Gene Ontology annotation, biological process: carbohydrate metabolic process. Gene Ontology annotation, molecular function: hydrolase activity, acting on carbon-nitrogen (but not peptide) bonds.
AUGAAUGGUUUGUCCUCGUUCUUCCUUGUUCUGGCUUUUAGUUUGGUGGCGGAUUCCAAGAAGCUGAUCUACUACACCACCGACGAUGGCACCAACGAAGGGACACCCCGUGUGUUGGACGCUUGCAAGAACGCCGGAGUGUCUAUCACUUUCUUUGUGAAUGGAAACACAGUGGACACCGGAAUCUGGGGUCCUGGUAACUCUGGCAAGAACCGGGGGUACAUGCAACGAAUCGUCAAGGAAGGCCACACCAUUGCUGACCAUUCAUUUGACCACAUGCGUCACAACUCCGCUGAGAGCUACGCCACCCCUCAUAAUGCCUAUCAGUCUGAAUCGGAUGUGGAGUGGUUCGGUUACAAGAAUGCGUUCAGUACCGUGGAUGCCCUGGUCAGCCAAUCCAUUUCCCACGUGGCCAUCACUCGAGCGAGCCGCACCAUGAUGAGUUUGAUCCGUAUGCCGUUCACCAACAACUGGAGGGUGAAGAUGACCAAUGGACAUGGGGAUAUCCAUUUUGACUGCGUCUUUUGUACCACUCCCAUCACUUCCGGACAAAUGGGCGUCAAGAUUGCCGACCGACUCUUUGCUAAUGGCGCUCAAGUGUACGGAUGGGAUACCGAGUGGCAUUCUGGAUGGGGUACCGGCCUUUCCGAGAGUCCCGAGACCAUGAUGGCCACUGUCCGAGCUUUAGUGAACAAUAGUGACAAGGUGGGCGAGUCCGGCAAGGUGGUGAUCCUCAAUCACGACCAUGGCUUUAUUGGCAACACUGAAGCCCAGCGCUCUCUUGAGAAGUUCUUUUUUAUGGCUAUGGCCGAAGGCUUCGAAUUCCGAACCUUGGAUACUUACCAUGAGGACUAA